AUCAUGAGCUUCGUGGCAGAGCUGUUGGAGUGGUUCGAGGUCAAGAAGCCUGAUUUCGUUCAGCCGAUACAACCCAUCGACCUCACAGACAUCUCAGGCUUCCUGGACUGUACAAGUCCUGUCAGUGGAAACAGCAACAGUGGCUCUCCGUCCUUUAUCUUCAAACAACCCUUCGUGCCCAUCUCCUCUCCAGUGACACCGGAAAACAAAAGUUGGACAAAGAAACAAAUCAGUCGUCCUCUGUCAGCAGUGACUUUCAGCAUCCCAUUUGGGCUGGACAGUGAUGUUGACAUUGUCAUGGGAAACACAAUAGAUUCUGUCUUUCGCUCCGUCAGCACUGACAGCCUAACCACCGGCAUCCCUGCAAUGACCUCACCGGUGACUGCAGCAGGGAUGACCCGUGUCCCGUACAGCCCUCCGGAGGACCUCAGCCACCUGGUCAGCGCCUCGGCCCCAUCGCAGAACUCGUCCUGGGGACCGUACGCUCACACGGCUCCACUAGGGGAGCUGCCAACUAUCGAGGAGGCGCUACAGGUGGUUCAUACUCCCAACAGCAAAGAUCGGAAGAAGGGAAGGACGCCAGAGAAGGUUGGAAGAGGGGUGUUCGGAGGACGGCCAGAGCCCAGGUUACGCCCCGAGGGAGCUCCUGCUGGUUUUUUCCUGCACUCCCCUGAGGAAGAUAAUCAACAGCUCAGUAGCUCUGCUCCCUGUCGAUCUGGGAUCCUCUACCGGCCGGCCGGCGGAGAAGCAGGUGACACUGAAAGGCAAGGAAGGGGAAAGAGGAGGGAGAGAUCAGGGCGGAGCUCUGAUAUGUCACGUGAUGACGAUUCUGUUCUACGAGAUGGCAGCGUCGACUCCUCCGAAGCAUCGGACGAGAAUGGUCCGAGAAAUGUGCCUGGUAACAUUCGACCCAGUAAUGGUCGCCACGGAAACCACAGCAACAGCAAUAGUCCAAGAAUGACGAGCUUUGCUGAGCGUCGAGACAACAGAAGAAGACAUCCUGCUGCUGCUGGAGAGGAGUCAGCCUCUGCUGCGACACCAACAACCCCAGGAACUCCACAUACGCCAUCAACCCCAGCGGGAGCACCUGGCCGCCAGGACAGCCCGGGUCCCAGGGGCCCCGAACCAGGCUCUGAGGCCUGGGAGUUGGGCGCUCGUCUGGAGGAAAAACGGAAAAGCAUCGAAGCCCAAAAAAGACGCAUUGAAGCCAUCUUUGCCAAACACAGACAGAGGCUUGGAAAAACUGCUUUCCUCCAACUAAAAAAAGAGCAAGGAGGAGGGGAGGGAGCAGGGGAGGAUACUCUCAGCCUGGAGGAGCGCCUCACACACAUGGAGGAGCAACUGAAAAAGGAGGAGGAGAAGGAGGAGAAAGAAAAAGAUGGAGAUAAGGAAAAAGAGAAACCUUCUGUUUCCAACCCUCCUCGGUUAGAGAAGCAGGUUACAUUCUCUAUUGAAAGCAAGAAAGGGGCAGAAAAGGAGAAAGCAGGUGAAGCUGUCAUUGUGGAAUAUAACGAAGUGGUGCAGAAACUGAGUGAAGCUCUGCAGUCGCUGCAGAAGGACAUGCAGAAACUUACAGAUCAGCAACAGCAGCUCAUGAGCAACCAAAGACCCAGGAAUACAUCCAAGACCAUUGCAAAGUCAACAGCUAGGAGUAACCUCAAAACUCCUCCCAAAACUCCUCCCCACACUCCAACCAAGACACCGCCGAGAACCCCGACAAAGACUCCCACCAGGACCAACACUAAAGCUUGGGUGAUCCCUGCUACUCCCAGUCUCCCCUCUGCCUCCUCUCCGUCACGACGUUCUCACACUCUCUCGCCCAACUCGCCACAAACUAUCAUCUCUUCCUCCUGCCCCGCUCCUCGCACCAAGAUUCACUCGUCCUCCACGCCUCGCAGCCCCAAACAUCAGCAGCGCCCCCAACAUCAACGCCCCCAUCCACGGCCUUCCGAACUCAAGUUCCCUCCACUCAAUCGCGUCUUGUCGACGACCCAGACUGUCGACAACCUCCCCCACUUGCGCCGUGUAUCCCCCAGCAAGUGUCAGGUUCAGACCUCGUCUUCCUUUCGUAUUGGUGGUCCAAAGACUCCUCAGGAACCUCCUCAGCCUGCCCAGCAGCCACAGCCUGAUGAGAGCACAUCAGACACAGGCUCCAGCGAGACACCCACCCAGUUCAGCUUGGAGCUGGAGCAGGAGGACCUAGGGGCUGAGGGGGGACUUCCAGUCACUUCACAGCCCAGACAAGAGCAUCCUAGGGCUGCUGGUGGCAGCAGCUCUGGUGCUCCUUCAGAGUGCUCAUUUGAGAGCGAGACGUUGUCCCUCUUUGCUGGGUACGGCACAGGAGGUGAAGGAGGGAGAGUUGUAGGUGCAGGGAAACGCGGCAGCCUGAUUGAGGCGUUGUUAUCAUCUCUUGGAGGAGCAGAGGGAGGCAGCAAUGAACCAACCGAUGAAGGACAAGAGUUUUCCUCUGAUUCUAUGAGUGAUCGCACAGAAUCUGCUGCGGAACCUGCGAGAGGAUUUGUCCCAGAACCCUUCGAUCCUUUGGAGCAACUGAAUCGUGCAACAGAAGCCGUGGAUUUACAAGAAGAACAAACAGAAACCAAAGAAGACACAAGACAGACAGAGACUUUGGAACCAAGUGGAGAACUGAAUGAGCUGGAAACCAGAGGAGGAGUUGGAUUCUUCUUUAAGGAGGAGGUACAUUGUGAGGGGGAGAUGGCCCAGAAAAAAGCUCUCCUGUUGGAAAGACAGCAGAAGAGAACAGAGGAGAUGAAGAAGAGGAGGCAGUGGCAUGAGCAAGAAAGAGAAAACAGACCAGCGGCAUCUCCCUGCAAUACACCUCCUGCAGGCACCACCUCCCCUUCCCCCACACCUCCCGCUACUCCGGCCCGUUGGGGAGAUUUCACACGAGGGGAGCAUGCAUGCCGGCACCAGCUCAAGAUCAUGGACGAUCUGGACAAAAUGCUGCGGCAGAAAUCAUCCAAUCAAGGACGACCUUCCGCGAAGAAAACCCGCUCUCGGCCUCGCAGCAUGACCAGAGAGGAGACUCAUCUGUCUCUGAGCCCCGCCAAGGGAACAACUGGCUCUAAAUUGACCAAAGUCUACUCCCACUCCUCCCUCAACCUGGCAGCCACGGGGGAGCUACGAAAACCUGGUAGUGACCCCACUAAGAAACCCCACAGCAGCCGCCCUGAUUCUCCUUUGGCAUGUGUGACACCGAGCAGACUGGCCAAUCAGAGCCGGGAUAAGGACUCGGAGAGUGGGUCCACUGGCACCUCACCCGCCCCAGAAUACACAGGUCCAAAGCUCUUCAAAGAACCGAGCUUCAAGUCCAACAAAUUCAUCAUUCACAACGCUCUGUCUCGCUGCUGCUUGGCUGGAAAGGUCAACGAGGCACAAAAAAACAGGAUAGUUGAGGAGAUGGAGAAGAGUCCGGCCAACCACUUCCUCAUCCUCUUCCGCGACACCAGCUGCCAGUUCAGGGGCGUCUACACCAUGAACCCCGACUCCCAGGAGCUGGUGCGAUUGGCCGGCGUGGGUCCCCGGGCGAUAAGCUCCGCCCAGGUGGAGUCCAUCUACAAAUACAGUUCGGACAGGAAGCAGUUCAGCGCCAUCCCCUCUAAAACCAUGGGCAUGAGCGUCGAUGCCUUCACCAUCCCCAGCCAUCUUUGGCAAGGAGGAGGAGGAGGAGGAGCAGCAGGAGGAGGAGGAAGCAGGAGAGCGAGCAUUACUAAGAAGGCGGUGAUUUCAAAGUGAGGAAUACAACACAACAUCACAGUGACAUGUGACUAAAGAAAACACUAUAAUCUCACUAAUUGUAGUGAAAAAUUAAAAAAGGUCACAUGCACACGGAUAAGCUUUUGAGAAUGUGUGUGCAUACACGUGUCUUGCCCUUGGACUUAACUAGAAAUACAGAAUAUUUAAAAGAUAUUUCUACUCCCCCGGUCUGUGCAUGAAAACAUCAACAGCACAACUUCGUUUCCCCGUCACAGAGAAUAAAGACGCACUCGUGUCCAGAGUGUACAGAGGGAGGUUUUUUUAAAUGUUAGGUCAAUUGCACAACGAAGAGUUACUUUUAAAAAGUCUCGUUACUUAUACUUUCAUUGUUUAAAGUACAAACUUGAAACUUUAUUAAGUUGUUUUUCUGAAAAACACGGACUUUCAUGUGACAUCGGAUGACUGUCCGGUCCCGUAGAAAAUCAGUUUUAUACAUUGAGCCAAACAACGGAGAAAAUGCCUUCUCGUGUCAGAGUGACUGGCAGGACUUUCAUUUUGUACAAACCCUCGAGUUUAUUUCUACCCACGUUUGUCAGCAGGUCGACCAAAGCGCAUUUGGUCCUGCAAAAUUGCGAUAGCCAUAAGUUUACGACGCAGAGAGCAGAGGUGAACUUUGUUUUGUCUGGACCGAGUCAAAGAUCUGGUGGUUACCACAGCAUGAAUGGUUAUUCACUGUGAAAGAUAUAAACUUAAAGUGAUAUCAGAGUAAGAACUUGCGGUUUGAUGAUGUUGAUAAUGGGUACACGUGUGAGCAACAGAUGCCAAUCAAACCACUUUUGUAAGCUGAGCUAAGAGUGUUAUGAGGAUGAUGUGUCAACAUUACAUUUAGAAAUACGUGGAUUGUUGCUCUCUGGGUCAGGGACGGGUUCUGAUAACCAGUUCCACUUCUGGAUCUGGUUCUAAGUUGAUAGAAUUCCUGUGCUUGUUCAGCUCUGAGGCAAAUGAAUCCUUUAUCGAAUCUCUCGUUCACGAUCCGUCCGAGUUUUUGAAAUGUGCAUUAAAAAAAGGGGAAAAUGAAGAAACCCUGCCUUAAAUAUUCUGCUGAUAUUCAGGUUCAUGAUUUUAAUUUGUGUCGUAACUGGAAAAGGUUUAGAAGCUUUAACGUUCAGAAAACACAUCACCUUCCUCCGUCGCUGCAGCUCCUCUUUUCAGGCUCUGUCUUAAACACUUAGCUCAUGACUCUUUGUUUGGGGGCGUGUCAGACUAGCUGUGCAUUACGUAAACGUGUCACAUGACGUCACAAUUCACUGGAGAAAUUGUUCGGACUUCUGACGAAUUUUACCACAAACUUUGCAGACUUUUUACAUACACAAAAAUCAAAUAUACUGUAAAUCACCAGAGGAAAGAAGAGCUAAAAAAGCAUCAUGUCUCCUUUACGAGCUGGUGUUACGCUUUUUCCGUGACUUUUGGCAGAGCAACAACAAACGUGCUGUCUGCUAACUUUGUGUACGUAGAGAAAUCUGUCAUUUAUUUGUUUACAUUUUAGUGACAUUUAACUAAGAUGUCUUCGUUUCUCAACAAACAAAACUACCAGACAAGAGUCGAUAAAGGAUUCCUAAUGAUUUGGAUUUGUUGAAGUUUCGCCUGAACCGGAUCCCUGGUCUUAGCAGAGUGCGUUCUGUUAAAUCGGUGUGUUUCAAACCAGCAUUCAUGUAUGAAAAAACAGAUUAAA
Molecule: messenger RNA, 5449 nt
Organism: Paralichthys olivaceus (Japanese flounder)
Lineage: Eukaryota; Metazoa; Chordata; Actinopteri; Pleuronectiformes; Paralichthyidae
Source: RefSeq, a predicted model, not a curated record